AUGGACAGCCCGUUGAAGCCAGCCGAGCUCCAGGUCCUUCGAGCCCAGUACGAGAAAGAAGGCGAAUACGUUGGCGUCCAGACCAAAUUCAACUAUGCCUGGGGCCUGAUAAAAUCCAGCUCCCGGCCGGAGCAGCAAGAAGGCACCCGGCUGCUUUCUGAGAUCUUCCGAACCGCGCCCGAACGACGACGGGAGUGUCUCUACUACCUCGCCCUGGGCAACUUCAAGCUGGGCAACUACGGCGAGGCGCGACGGUACAACGACCUCCUGCUCGAGCACGAACCGAACAACCUGCAGUCCGCCAGCCUGCGCACCCUGAUCGAUGACAAGGUCGCCAAAGAGGGCCUCAUGGGAGCCGCCAUCAUCGGCGGUGUCGCCGUGGCUGCUGGCCUGAUCGGCGGCCUCAUCAUGAGAGGAACCCGGAAGCGAUGA
Nannizzia gypsea CBS 118893 is the source of this 432-nucleotide messenger RNA. RefSeq names its product mitochondria fission 1 protein. The coding region runs from base 1 to 432 and encodes 143 amino acids. The transcript has 2 exons. Gene Ontology annotation, molecular function: protein binding. Gene Ontology annotation, biological process: peroxisome fission; autophagy of mitochondrion; mitochondrial fission. Gene Ontology annotation, cellular component: peroxisomal membrane; mitochondrial outer membrane. Lineage: Eukaryota; Fungi; Ascomycota; Eurotiomycetes; Onygenales; Arthrodermataceae. The record is from RefSeq and is a predicted model, not a curated record.